Messenger RNA from Chaetura pelagica (chimney swift), 945 nucleotides. RefSeq names its product protein LMBR1L-like. Gene Ontology annotation, molecular function: transmembrane signaling receptor activity. The transcript has 11 exons. The annotation marks the transcript as partial. The record is from RefSeq and is a predicted model, not a curated record. NCBI's taxonomy places the organism in Eukaryota, Metazoa, Chordata, Aves, Apodiformes, Apodidae. Gene Ontology annotation, biological process: signal transduction; receptor-mediated endocytosis.
AUCUGUGCCCUGCUCUUCGCCAGCCUCUACAUCCUCUGCCACUUCAUCAUAACCCACUUCAAGAAGCACACGGACUUUGCAGCAGUGCAGGAUGACGAGGACGCUGCUGUCAACAGGAUUGCGUUGAGGCUCUGCACCUUCACCCUGGCCGUGGCGCUGGGCGCCGUCCUCCUGCUGCCCUUCUCCAUCAUCAGCAACGAGGUGCUGCUCUCCUUCCCCCAGAACUACUACAUCCAGUGGCUGAACGGGUCCCUCAUCCACGGCCUCUGGAACUUGGUCUUCCUCUUGUCCAAUCUGUCCCUCGUCUUCCUCAUGCCCUUUGCCUACUUCUUCACCGAAUCAGAAGGUUUUGCAGGCUCCAAGAAGGGAAUCAUGGCCAGGGUGUACGAGACGUCGGUGGUGCUGCUGCUGCUCACCCUGCUGGUGCUGGGCAUGGUCUGGGUGGCCUCUGCCAUCUUUGAGGACAACGCAGCCACUCGCCAGUCACUCUAUGACCUCUGGGAAUUCUACCUGCCCUACCUCUACUCCUGCAUCUCACUCUUUGGUGUCCUGCUUCUGCUGUUGUGCACCCCCUUCGGCCUCUCCACCAUGUUCACUGUCACGGGGAAGCUGCUGGUGAAACCCCGGCUUCGGCACCGAGCGUCGCCCUGGCAGAGGAACCUGGGGUACCCCCUGGCCAUGUUGGGCCUCCUGGCACUGACCGGCAUCUCGGUGCUCAUCGUUUGCUUCCACGUCCUGGAGCUGCUGCUGGAUGAUGCUGCGAUGCCGCGGGGCAUCCAGGACGCGUCCCUGGGCCAGGUCUCCUUCUCCAUCUUCGGCUCCUUCGGGGCUGCCCUGCAGGUCGUUCUCAUCUUGUACCUGAUGGUCUCCUCCGUCGUGGGCUUCUACAGCUCCCCCCUCUUCAUGCAGCUCCUCCCCGAGCGCCAGGACACCCCCCUCCCCAGG